Molecule: messenger RNA, 573 nt
Organism: Ostreobium quekettii
Lineage: Eukaryota; Viridiplantae; Chlorophyta; Ulvophyceae; Bryopsidales; Ostreobiaceae
Source: the annotation of a GenBank genome assembly
AUGAACGAAAGCGGGAUUGCCUUGGCCAACGGGGUGCUCGAGGAGCAAUACGGCGACUGCGACAGUCCGAAGGCGCACCGCCUUCCCGCCCUGGGCCUCGAGAGCCACCACGGCUCAUUCCAGGUGGAUGGAUUCAACCGGGCACUCCAGCGAGGGAGCACCAGCAGUGGCAAGUUGGCUCGUUUCCUGUCUCUGGGAAAGACCAGCCCGGAGCACCGGAAGAAUACAGCAGGAGGCUGGGACAGCAGCGUAUCCCUGGAUGAUAUGUUGCUCCACUCUGUGGACCCCAUUCCCACUUCGCUGCUGAAGAUGCCAAGUGACCAGGCAACCAAGGCAGUGAAGAUGUUCAACAGUCUCUUGAAAUUCACAGGGGAUGCUCCAUGCGAAGUGUCAGAUAUACAGCAGAUGGAGAUUGCCCAGAAGCUCCUGCACAAUGGCCUCAAACGUGCUGAGAUGAAGGACGAGCUGUACAUGCACCUCCUGAAACAGACACGGGGGAAUCCGAACUUUGAAUCCAAGCUGAGGGCAUGGCAGCUGUUUCAUCUUGUGGCAUCGACAAUGCCACCCUCCAAG